This is a messenger RNA of Oncorhynchus kisutch (coho salmon), 4912 nucleotides long. RefSeq lists its product as uncharacterized. Lineage: Eukaryota; Metazoa; Chordata; Actinopteri; Salmoniformes; Salmonidae. Gene Ontology annotation, cellular component: centrosome. The transcript has 9 exons. The coding region runs from base 2152 to 3813 and encodes 553 amino acids. The record is from RefSeq and is a predicted model, not a curated record.
CCAAUUAAGGAGCUAAUGCUGAAUAUAUUUCCUUAAAACAGUUGGUAAACCAGGCACGUCUAAGGCUUCUUGGCAAACACUCAAUGUUUACGUCCAAAAUGGCACCCUAUUUCCUUUGUAGUGUACUACUUUGACCUGGGCCCGUCGUGCAUUAUGCAGGCUAUAGGGUGCCAUUUUGGACGCCCCCACGUCACGUCCGAAAUUGUAUUGAUUAUGAGGGAUGCGGGGGAUGGAACGGUUGCCUAGAUUCUAGAAUAAGGGCAGGGCAUUGUAGCCUAGAGGUGUGUUGUUUUUCAUGGCGGGUCGAUGUUUUUAUUGAUAGACGCAGUGUGAAUUAAAACAUGGAGCGGGAGAGCGCCUGUUUUUAACAAGGUUGACGAGGUUCAAAUCAAUAAAACACCCUUAGCAUUGACCAGUUUAUUAAAUUAGUAAACAAAGAAAGUCCUACUUCUAUUCUUGAUACUGUGAGAAAUUGAUCCACAAACUAGGCCAAUUGCUCCUGGACAAAAGCCGUUUUUGUGUUUUCUGGAACAACCCGAUCCUCGUAUAGACUCAGCACCAUGGACAGCUAAAGGAGAGAAUAUAUUCAACGCCGCGAAAUCCAGCCUUUGAUCCCGAUUCCAUUGUGAUUUCACAGGAGAAGGUGACCUGCUCUGACGUAAUCAACAACGCAUGAUUGUACUGCCUCAAACCUGUACGGACCGCAAAGAACAUCUCAGCGACAGCGAGGCCUUCGCUUCAUACAACUCUUGACAGUUCUUUCCGAUCUAAACCUAACAAUGGCGUUGCCGUUGGGAACAUAAGGUCGGUAGACCUCUUCGCGCUGAAGUACAUUACCCCGUUGACCCAAUUUAUUCUGGGUCAGUCUUUGAUGUCUUGUAGAGAAAAACAACACAUAGGCCUGCAUGUGAAACGAACAUAAAAUUAGAAAGUACUGCAGUCAGUCGUGUGCGAAUGUUUAAUAACAUAAAGAGAGCGAAUUCAAUGUGUAGUAUUCUAGCGGUGUAUCUAUCCUGUCAAUCUAAUGUUAUGUGUAGUAUUCUAGCGGUGUAUCUAUCCUGUCAAUCUAAUGUUAUGUGUAGUAUUCUAGCGGUGUAUCUAUCCUGUCAAUCUAAUGUUAUGUGUAGUAUUCUAGCGGUGUAUCUAUCCUGUCAAUCUAAUGUUAUGUGUAGUAUUCUAGCGGUGUAUCUAUCCUGUCAAUCUAAUGUUAUGUGUUGUAUUCUAGCGGUGUAUCUAUCCUGUCAAUCUAAUGUUAUGUGUAGUAUUCUAGCGGUGUAUCUAUCCUGUCAAUCUAAUGUUAUGUGUAGUAUUCUAGCGGUGUAUCUAUCCUGUCAAUCUAAUGUUAUGUGUUGUAUUCUAGCGGUGUAUCUAUCCUGUCAAUCUAAUGUUAUGUGCGCAUGCAGGUGAGUGCAGGCCUAUAUACAUAAAAGCAUGGAUAAUGUUGGCUAUACACUGUGACCUGAGGUCUGGAUUAGUUCACAGGUGUGUCUGUGUGUGUGUGUGCGUGUGCGCGUGCGCGUGCGUGCGUGGAGGAACAUGAGUAGCCAUGCAGUAAUCAGAGCCCACCUCUGUCAUUGAACCCAUCUGUUGGCAUCAGACACUGCCUCAUGCUAACCUGUUUCGGUUUCAGGCUUUGUGAGGCUGGUCAUUCUUCUCUCUGCUGCUACACUGAGCUGUGACGCUGUGAUAUUAUCACUGGGGAGACUCCAUGACACGUCACUGAGCUGUGACGCUGUGAUAUUAUCACUGGGGAGACUCCAUGACACGUCACUGAGCUGUGACGCUGUGAUAUUAUCACUGGGGAGACUCCAUGACACUUCACUGAGCUGUGACGCUGUGAUAUUAUCACUGGGGAGACUCCAUGACACUUCACUGAGCUGUGACGCUGUGAUAUUAUCACUGGGGAGACUCCAUGACACUUCACUGAGCUGUGACGCUGUGAUAUUAUCACUGAGGAGACUCCAUGACACUUCACUGAGCUGUGACGCUGUGAUAUUAGUAGUAUCUUCCUGUAUGGUACAGGUCCUGCUGAGAGCACAGACACAGAGAUGAAGCCUGUGUGCUGCUCAGCCUAGACAGUGGAUAGGGUGUCACUAACCCAGAUCCUGUUGCAGAUGCUAGCCUACUGCUGUUGACAACGCCAUCGUCACUAUGACCAGCCUAGGGAUCCAGCAACGUCCCACUGACCACAGACAGAUAGGGAGGAGUCCUUUACUCCUGUCUCACAAACAGAGGUCCUCCUCCUCCCUGCCCCUCCUGAAACACCUGCACCAGGCUGGGGGGCCGUAUGCUGUCGUUGAGCCCCAGACAGACCCGCCGUCGCUGGGUGACUACUUCUCCCUCCUCCAGCGUCUGAAAGAGGAGACUUACAUGUACAAACAGAACAAGGAUCUGAAACAGGUACAGAGCAGGAAGCCAUGGUGUAAGCAACAGCCUCACUCUCCACCUCUGGCCAGUCCUCUUCCCAGAGGCCCUAGCAGCAGAGUCCCACCACUUCCCGGAGUUCCCAGUAGCAGCAGCAGUGUUUUACCGUCGGAUCGUACCCAGCGUAGACUGAGCCAGCACUCCAGCCACAAGAUGGCGUCCUCCUCCUCCUCCUCCCAGAAGAGUAAACACACACCUGCCAUCAUUAAGGGCCAUCGCCACUUAAGCUACGGAGGAUCCGUCCCACCUGAGAACAUCACCAUUCAACAGUUUUAUGACCUUACACCUACCAAGAAAAGUAACCUCCGCCUCAACGACCAGCUUAUACCAAAACCAACGGACAUCAACAUCGGAGAGAUAAUGAUAAAGGUUCCAAUUCCAAAAGAACAUCCGUAUCAGACCCACAUCUCCCGCUUCGCCCUGUUCCCAACGUUCCGCUCACCAGACGACCCCGACACAGGCGUGAGAGCUGCGUCCCUACGACCCCUGAACCCCCUCGUCCCGUCCUCUGCUCCAGAGGUCACCGUGCUGAGAAAGACAAAAGGAGGUCCUUACCGUCAUGAGGUACUGGAGGCACCCAUGACAACCAGGAAGAAAACCAUCUCAUGGCCAGGACAACAUGGCUUCCUGGAUCACCCCAAGCCAGUUAAGGGCGAGGCCCAGACCCAGGUAUUCUACCCUAAGUCCCAGAAGACAGUGUUUCCCAACCCCACAUUGCGUGACUGGGACGUCACGCUGUCUGAACGAACAGCCAACAUGCUCCGCAACGUGGAGAAGUCCCACUGGGUCACCUCCUACCAGCUUCACUACACAGGCACUGGGUCUACUAAUCCCUGGAGGUUGGAUGACUACCAUGAGAACACCGUUGACAUGAUCACUGGGAAGACAACUCCCUACACAACACAGCUGGUACGUACAGACAUGAUCACUGGGAAGACAACUCCCUACACAACACAGCUGGUACGUACAGACAUGAUCACUGGGAAGACAACUCCCUACACAACACAGCUGGUACGUACAGACAUGAUCACUGGGAAGACAACUCCCUACACAACACAGCUGGUACGUACAGACAUGAUCACUGGGAAGACAACUCCCUACACAACACAGCUGAGGGAGCGAUCCCACCCCGUCCUGCUGCCCCCUAAACCACGAGACGGGCGCAAGGCCAGAAUACGCCAGGGCCGUCAUAAGGUGGAGAGCACCUACCACCCUCCUGUCACUGCCCCAGCAGCAGAGUCCCACAGCACAGACCAGACUUCCACACAGAAUCACCCUGCUGGGCCUCUAGGAACUAUGUCUGGUCAUCAAAGUCAUCAGGAGAUAAAGAGGAACCCUUCUACUCAGGACGGCCAUCCCAACAACAGCCAUGGCCACUCAGAGCUCUAGCCAGGCCUGGGGCUGGAGAUGUGUCUGUGCCGGAGCCUGCUCAGGUGUCUGGCUAUGUGUUCCCUGGUCACCACCUUCAAGAUCACGGCUCUAGGUGUGAGAGGUGUGGGGAGGAGAGGUGUGAGUGCCAGGUCAAGGAGGUCAGAGAAGGGCUCCAUCACCCAGGGCCAGGGGCAUCAGACCCCCAGCAGAGCAGCCAGGCUCCCAGAGCCUCCCUGGAGAAGGUCACAGACACAGAGAGCCCUCUGGCCUUGUACAGCUGCCAUUCUCCCCUAAAUGAGACCACAGAGGUCACCAAAGAGAAUAACACCCAGAGAGAGGUGUGGUACGAGGACAUUCCUAGCAGCAAGAAGCAGAGCUACACAGCAUCAGGGGGUAACCUGUUCAGCCUGAGCCAGCCAGUUCCAGCAUUGGCUACUAACAACACAGGGGCGGCAUAUGAAUCUGAGACAGAACUGUCUGCUGCUGAUCUGGUCUCUCCCAACAUCCGUAACUGGCGUUCUGGCAGGAAUUUAGUUCUGGGUUCUGAGAUGACUGUCUAUCAGACCCUUGAAGAACAGGAUCGGGAGUGGCAGAACAGCGAGAUCCCCAUCCCACGCAGUAUCUCCAACCCCUGUAUUCAACCCCGUCCACAUGCCCUGCCUUCCACCCACCCAGGGGAGAGGGGCCGGUGCCAGCUGGCCCUGUUGGAGCUCCAGGACUCCUUCAGUAAGUCGGAGGUCCACCGUCUCUUCCACAGCUCCCUCCAGGGGGGCGCGGUCGACCUGCAGGACAAUGUACACACCGGGAGAAAGCACCGCUUCUACGGCUUCAACUCCUUCUAUUUCCACAACUGAGCACUGUAUUGUAGACCUACCACUAUGCCCACAGUCUGUAGGGAGUGGAAGACAUCAGAGGGCUUCGUGAGUGGAAUGGGUCUACGGUCUACAACGUUCUCUCUUCAUGAUGGGAAAUCCAACCAUAUACUGUCGCUUACUCAAAGCUACUGACAUGUUUUGCUUAUGAUGUCUGUCUUAUGAUGUCUAUCUUAUCAUGUCUAUCUUAUCAUGUCUAUCUUAUGAUGUCUGUCUUAUGAUGUCUAUCUUAUGUCUAUCUUAUG